Messenger RNA from Physella acuta, 1458 nucleotides. RefSeq lists its product as uncharacterized. The record is from RefSeq and is a predicted model, not a curated record. Gene Ontology annotation, molecular function: protein binding. NCBI's taxonomy places the organism in Eukaryota, Metazoa, Mollusca, Gastropoda, Physidae.
AUGACAGCUGCAAGUAAUCUUAUCAGUGUAAGUCUAAAUGCUACAAGGGAUGCAGAUAAAGUUGGAUUAAAUGUAACUUGGAUACCUGGAAGAUUUACUGGACCUACAAAUUACACUGUUAAACUAGAGGAGAAAAUAAGCUUAAGUAGUGACAGUUACACCGCUAAAGAUACUAAAGAAGUUGUUGGUUAUGAUAAAAACUUCUUCAAUUUCCCUGAGCUUCUGGGUUAUUGGGAUUACAAGGUAACAGUUACAGCAAACACAAGUGAAGGUCAAAGUUCACCUAAAGUAGAAAGUAAAAAAACUUUUAUGAAACCUCCAGGGUUAGCAACUUUUAACAUUACAGUUGAUCCUAUCGUAGCCACUAAAGUUACUAUUUCAAUCAACUGCCCUGAAGAAAAAGAAAGGAAUGGUAUUAUCGUGAAAUAUACAGUUAAAAAAAUACUUUUGAGGGCUGACGGUAAUGAUCCAGAUAUGAUUCUUUUUCAAAGCAUCGAUAGAACACAAGAGAGUGAAAAUCCGUGUGAAGUGACAAAACAACUGCUAACAGAUGUCAGAGUUGAAAGGAAUUAUUCAGUUGAAGUAGCAACAAUUAACAAAGAAUUUUCAGGAGUCUUUUCAGGAGGCUAUAACUUUUAUGUUCCCGUAAAAUUACCUUUCCCUUUGGCAACGGAUACAGUAAAAAUGUUAAGUACCUCGGAAACCAAAUUAGAAGUUACCAUUUGCAGAGAUUGUGUGGCUAGUGAAACACAGGGUAGAAUACAGAUUUUGUUGCUGGCUGUAUGCUCAGUAUAUUCUAACUGUUUUCAUUCUGGAAAAAGAAAACGAUCAAUUGAAGCAAUUAUAAACAGUACGUGGUCAGAAGCUAAAAAAUCUGGAUUUACUAUUGGAUAUCGAACAACACCAUUAGAUUGGUUGAACCAACUGAGAGUGUCUCAAGACCGGUUUGUUAAUUAUAUUAUUGGACGUGACACCACUUGUGAAAUUGGGGAUACAGGUUACUGCAAUGGACCUCUGCCAUCUAGUACAAAAUUCAAAAUUCUUGUUCUAGAAUGUAACAGUGCUGGUUGUGUUUCAUUAUCUUCAGAAACAGUUGCCACAAAAGAUGAAGAGGCGAAUUACACCGCACUUGCUGUUGGUUUGAGUCUUGGACUUCUGUGUAUUAUAAUCAUAAGCAUUGUUGCUGUCGUUUGUAUAAAACGACACCACAGAAAUAAGAAGUCAGAGGCUAUGAGGAGACAAGCACCUCUCUAUAAUACUUUAAACAGAACUUUUCAAGAUGAUCAUCUUUAUGGUAUUGCUAAUGAUAAGAUGACUCCAGUUAUCCGUGAACCAGAACAUGUCAACCAGCCAGCAAGCAAUGAAGAUGUCUAUCAAGAAAUACCUGACUCCAAAAACUAUCAAGUUACCAGCGUUGAUGAUUAUCAAAAUUCUAUCAGUGCAGUUAAAAGCAAGUAA